Drosophila mojavensis is the source of this 1124-nucleotide messenger RNA. Its product is annotated as putative lysozyme-like protein. NCBI's taxonomy places the organism in Eukaryota, Metazoa, Arthropoda, Insecta, Diptera, Drosophilidae. The record is from RefSeq and is a predicted model, not a curated record. The coding region runs from base 1 to 462 and encodes 153 amino acids. The transcript has a single exon.
AUGUUCGAGACCACGCUGACCUUGCCGCGCACCAGCGUGCUAACCGAACCGCUGGGCAGCGUGCCAACCACAUCGACGGCCGCUGUGCAAACCACCAAACGGCGGCGACGGCGUCGCAACAAGCGUCGUCGCAAAUCGUCCAUGUCGAGCAGCGAGGCGACCUCAACCCGAACCUACGAUCCCGUCAUGACAGCGACCAGCAUACGUGGUGGCAAUUCAGCUGGUGGAGGUGGAGGUGUUGGUGGUGGUGGUGGUGUUGGCGGUACAGCACGUCGUGGUCGCCAUCGAGGCGUCAGCAGUUCCGCAUCAGCAGCAGCUGUAGCAGCAGCGGCAGCGGCAGCAGCAUCGGCAUCAGCAUCGGCAUCGGCAGCGGGUUCGGCAGCAUCAUCAUCGGCCAUGAGCGGUGGCAGCAGCCCGGCGCUAUUUGUGGAUCCGCACGACUUCUUCGAGACGCUCGACUAGAUUAGGAUAAAGAUUAACGAAAUCGAUCUGUGUAAUCUGUAUCUCUAUCUGUAUCUGUAGUAGGUUAAUUCUGUUGUUACUUCACCACUUUUUUUACACGCAUCAAUUGUGCGCCUUAUUUAAGUACUUCUUUUAACUGAUGCCGCGAUAAUUCAUGCAAUAAUUGUGUUUCUGAUUUAGCGAGAUUUUUAAAUGCGAAACAAAACAAAACUAUAAACAAAUAACAAAAGUUUUACAACAUAUUUUUUAUAUACAUUAGCCUUUCGGAUAUAAGCAAAAGAGGAAAACCGCGAAAAAAAACAACAACAACAAUUAUGUGUAAUAUUAUUCUUAUGUAUAAUUAAAAUUUAUAAUUGAAGUCCCCUAAUCGGAAAUUAACUGGCUAAAGUCGAUUGUGUUUGUAUUGUUUAAAACCAAAAUAAUGUUUACUUCUUUAUUAUUAUUUAAUUUAAAAGGAGCUCUUUUUAAAAUAUUUAAAACAAAUAAUAAAACCUGUUCAUUUAAAUUUAAAACUAGAGUUUAAAGAAAUUUAAUCGCUUGAAUCAACCAACUGCUAAUUAAUGAUAAAUAUAUAUACAUAUAAAGCUAAACAAUUGUGAACAAUUCAAAUAAAAUAGAAUUCAUUAACUUAACGUGUGAUCGAUUUAACAGAUCGAAUCAAA